This is a messenger RNA of Siniperca chuatsi (mandarin fish), 6912 nucleotides long. Its product is annotated as APC membrane recruitment protein 2. The record is from RefSeq and is a predicted model, not a curated record. NCBI's taxonomy places the organism in Eukaryota, Metazoa, Chordata, Actinopteri, Centrarchiformes, Sinipercidae. Gene Ontology annotation, molecular function: phosphatidylinositol-4,5-bisphosphate binding; beta-catenin binding. The transcript has a single exon. Gene Ontology annotation, biological process: regulation of canonical Wnt signaling pathway. Gene Ontology annotation, cellular component: plasma membrane. Bases 2426 to 5926 code for a protein of 1166 amino acids.
CUAGGGUUAGGGUUGGGCAAGUAGUGGCAAUGGUGAUGGGUAAGUCUCCGUGAAAUUAAUGUAACUCAAUGUCAUGUCCUCUGAAGUGAUGGAAACAUACAACUGUGUGUGUGUGUGUGUGAAAGAGACAGAGACAUCAACACACUUUGGCCAAGGUGUGGAGAUGCUGAAGUGAGGCCUAUAAUGACAUCUUAUGUAUUUUUUUUUGUAAAGUGGGCAGUAAAUACCAACACAGUAUUCAGUUGGUUAUGCAUGUAUUCAUUACUGUGCCCAGGUUGCAUGUAUUAACCUAUACUGAGGAUCUAAGCACCAAAACAUAAAAACAUUUAAUAAAAAAGGAUCUACUCUUUCUAUUGUUCACUGAGCAGCAUGUACAGGGAGGUAUCUGUAACACUGUACACAUUUAAUGUAGUUUCAAUUCAGUUUUAGUGUGAAUCGUAUGUAAAUUCAUCUGUGCUGCAAUCAUUUAUGCUCCCUUGUAAAAACUUGUAGAAACAUUUUAUUAAGGAAACUUAAUCUGUAUCUGUAUUUCUUUGUCCUCUACAACUGCCAGUGUGAUUGUACCCUUAAUCCUCCGAGUGCAUCUUAACACAGCCUUGAAAAACAGCCAGAUUUGUUCAAAGAUUGUUGACCCACUUACUCAGACCUAUUUGGGACAGGGAAUACACGUGGAUGAGACAGCAGCUUUAUUUUCAGAUACAUUUUACAGCCGUCUACAGCCAAACUGUGCCACAUGUUGUUUCUGAAGCAACCACAAGAGGCCAUGCUUGUUCCACCCCGAAAACUCAUUAAUUAACCUCGUAAUAAAGAACAACUAGUCGUCUCUCCUUGAAUCGCAUGACUAAUUUAUAAAAGAAAACAACACAAACCCUCAUUUAAUUCAGGGGAACCAUACAGAUAUUAUAGGCAAUAAGUGCUAUAUUGGCAACUGUGGGUCAGGCCAAAAAGAAAGUUUUAAUGCUGAUUAUUUGUUUUUAGUUCAACCUGAUCAAAAAGUUUUGAUUUUUAAACAAUAUACCCAAUGAAUUAGAGUUGUUGGCUUCAACUACUAUUACACUUCCUUAUUUUAAAAGGAAUAAUUAAAGUCAUUUAUAAAUGCUUGUGCUAAGCAAGCAGAUUGCCCAUUUGACUGAUAGCACUUAAUUAUGAUUGUGAACAUCUACUAACAAGAUGGAUGCACACGACUACCUCAGACUUUACUAAAUUCAGACUAACCUCUCAGGUAAUAUGUAUAUAUUUUUAUAUAUAUUUAUUCCUAUAGAAUGGCAAAUACAACUCCUAACAAUGUUUUGUCACAUCAAUCACCUGAAAAAAAUUUAAAUUAAAUAAUGGCUUCAGCACUGUGUCGAUUAGAGGAUUGCAUUUGACGUUAACAUUUUCCAAAAAUCACAUCUCACCUUUUACUGAAUGAUCAAAUUGAACUUUAGACAUAUUUUCUUUUUUCGUUUGAAUGAAAUCUAUUCAUUAAUUUACAAUUAUGUAAUCAUUCUCAAUGGCUUGAUUGUAUUCAGGACUGUUGUUGACUCUGUUAAGAUGUUCAAAAGGUCACACCCUUGAUCGCUUUUAAUUUGAUUUUAUCUUAGUAAUAUCAACAUUUGCACUUCACAGGAAGCAUUCUAUUUGUUUGUUUUUGUAUGUUCUAUAAUAAGUGUUGUGCUUUUUGAAGUAAUGUGCAGAAUAGUGGAUAGGUUGAAAGAGGAAACUACUGUACAAACAGACAUAUAGGUCAAUGUGCUAAUUAUCUUCCAAACUUGAAUGUAAUAAAUUGUUGCACUUUUCUGCAAUAACUAACUAGUAUAAAAUUUUAAACAGAUUGGGGUGAGUUACUGUAGUUGCUGUGACACACUAGCUGUGAAUAAGACCAGUUUAUUUAGAAUAAAAGCAAAUCUGUUCCAUUAAAAGAUUAUUAGGCUGCAUAUGGUACAUAUAGGUACAUUGCUUUAAUCUGGAUGAGAUGUUUAUAUAAAGCCAGAUCAUUCGGAAUUCAAAAUUUGGCCCUAUUAAUGGAGUAUUUGUCUUUGCUGUUUAUGUAAACAGAGUCAUCAGACAGAGAGGAAGAGAGAGAGGAAGAGAAAGCCGCGUUCAGGGUUGGUUGAUGACAGCCCCUGGCUCUGCAUUGCUGACGAAAGCUGCUUAGCUCCUCAGUUGCUAUGGCAACCAGAGAGAGAGCAGCCAGACAAAAACGAGGCAAAGGGGAGGGGCUUUCAAGGGAGAAAUAGAGGAGAAAGGGCUUGAUGGGAAAGAUAGAAAGAGGGAGGGAUACAGACAGCCGAUAAAGAAACGCACUGAGAGCAGCAGAGGUAAAGCAAGUCCACAGACGGAGAUAAAGAUAAGGUCUGGAUAUAAAUGUUCAAUCCACUGGCUGGGGAAUAAUAACUGCAGCAAAAGACAGGAAGAUACAGAGAAAGGGGGAAACAGAGAGAAGAUGGAUGUACAAACGGAGAACAUGGACCCCCCGCCUUGUGAAUCCCAGUCGAGUGGAAAAAUCAGAAAAGGAUUCAAGCUGUUUGGCAAACGCAAGCCAGGUAACAUCUUUUCUAUUCGAAGCAAAGGGGAUGGAAACAACAAGUCACCUGUUAACAGGAGUAAAACUCUAGAUGGAUUAUCGGAGUCUGCUGCACCAGAUUCAGAGCAGGAGCAAGACAAGGAGAAGGGGCAGGAGAUGAGUCAAGGAGAGAGGGAGCAGGCAGAGGAGGAGCCGCUUGGUGAAGAUGGCGUUCUGGCUGCCGCCCCUGCUCGCAACUCCAUUUCUUCAGCCAGCUCAGCCAAGUCCCUUAGCUUCCUGUCGUUACUGAGGGGUGGCCGGAGAGGAGUGGGGGAUCGCCGAGUCCACACUGUGUCCCAGCCAGUGGGUCGGCAACGUCGUGGGCUGAAGGGUCUCUUUGGCAAUGUUAAGUUCCGGUCAAAAGAUAAAGAGGACAAGGAGGAAGCCCCUCCGAGCCCACUACUCAUGUCGUCCCGCACCAACAGUGUGGAAAUCAUCAAAGAGGACCUCACCCUCACCCCCAAAUCCCAGCCUCGCUCUCUGGACAGCUCAGAGACUGAGAGCUGUGAGCCUGUCAAGAGCAUAGAAAAAACAACACAGGACAGUGCAGCCACGACCCCAUCAGAGACCAUAACUCCCCAGGUGACAGCAGGCAAUGUGAGUAAAACUAAUGAGCAUGUGCUGCCUUUACCCGCCUCUGAACCACCCUUGGUACCUGGUGAUAACAGCCUGAGCUCCUUGCUGGCAGACAUCUCCUCUCUCCUGACCUUUGACUCAAUCUCAGGGGGUGGAGACAUCAUGGCUGAUGUGGAGGCAGAGUGGGGAAAAGCCAGCAGUGCCAUCAGUGCUGUGGUGACUGAAGUCGCGUCAUCAUCCACAUCUCUCUUCUCCAAACCCACCAUCUCCUCUCCGCUGACUUCUACCUCUGUCAGCACUGCUGCUAUGGCAAAACCCUCUCCCAUAGCCAUCCCCACAACAGCAUCGACCCAAUCCUUUACUCCGCUGACAAAGACAACUUCAACCUCGUCUCCCAUUGCCAAGCCGAGUACCAUCAUCACAACGUUGACUAAAUCUUCCACUUUGACUACUCACUCAAAAGUAGUCAAACUGAGCUCAGACUCCACUCGAGCCUCUGAGCAUUCUACCAGCAUUAAAAUUAAAUCAACGCCUAUGUCCACUGCAACAAAACCCUCAACUACUCCUGUAACGUUAACAAGCCUUUCGGCUCCAAUAAUGUCUUCCCCUUCGAUAACAAUUAAAUCUACACUGAGCUCCACCUCUACUACUACCACAGCCCCUCCAAACACCCCAGCCACUAUAGUCAAGGCUCCCUCAGUUAGUCCAACUCUUACUUCUACGGUUAGCAAAGUGACUUCAGAGAUUGCAGCGCCUCCUCAAAUUAUUGCUUCAGUAAGUAAAACUAGCCCUGUAGCUACUCCACUUCCUACGCCAGCUAAAUCUCCACCAGUAACCCAUAGCCCUCCCACCCCUGUUGCUUUUACCCAACCUCCAUCUGCUAAAUUAGAUUCAGCUAGCAGUUUGAACCUGCAAACUUCCACUUCUUACAAACCUUCGCUAAUUUCAACUGCAGGAGCUCCAAUGACAGUAUCAGCAGCCUGCAUUGUUACAACCAAACCAUCCUCUCCUUCACCGGUUAUCCCCCCCAAAAUGACAACGGUUCCCACAUCAGCUACAACCUCAGGCUCAGCAUCUGUGGCCCUUUCCAAGCCUAUACUCACCUCUAACCAAAUGGACUUAAAUAAGACCCCUCCUUCUCUUGUAACUGUUCCACAUCUUUGCCCUUCCUCUACCCUGAUUGCCACAACUAAAACCCAACCUAGCCCUGCAUCUGUCCCUACUCCAUCUUCAACUUCAACUUCUUUAGAUAAGAUUCCUCCCAUGACUGAACCCACUUCUGCACCAGUCUCUUUAGAUAAGAUACCCCCUGCUCCCACACCGACUCCAGCCUCUACCACUCAUGCUGUUGUUUCUAUAGCAUUCCCAACACCUCUUGCUCUGGGCAAGAUCUCAGUCUCUCAAUCUAAAGCCCCUCCUGCUCCUGCUCCUAUCCCAAUUUCUGCGUCUAAAGAUCCCCCUGCUCCUGCUCAAAUUCAAGUUUCUCAAUCUAAAGCCCCUCCUGCCCCUGUUCAGAUCCCAGUUUCUGUAUCUAAAGACCCUCCUGCCUCUGCUCAGAUCCCAGUUUCUGUGUCUAAAGCCCCUCCUGCCCCUGGUCAGAUCCCAGUUUCUGUAUCUAAAGACCCUCCUGCCUCUGCUCAGAUCCCAGUUUCUGUGUCUAAAGCUCCUCCUGCCCCUGCUCAGAUCCCAGUUUCUGUAUCUAAAGACCCUCCUGCCUCUGCUCAGAUCCCAGUUUCUGUGUCUAAAGCCCCUUCUGCCCCUGCUCAGAUCCCAGUUUCUGUAUCUAAAGACCCUCCUGCCUCUGCUCAGAUCCCAGUUUCUGUAUCUAAAGACCCUCCUGCCGCUGCUCAGAUCCCAGUUUCUGCAUCUAAAGACCUUCCUGCCCCUGUUCGUAUCCCAAUUUCUGUACCUAAAGACCCUCCUGCUCCUGUUCAUAUCCCAAUUUCUGCAUCUAAAGACCUUCCUGCCCCUGUUCGUAUCCCAAUUUCUGUACCUAAAGACCCUCCUGCUCCUGUUCAUAUCCCAAUUUCUGUACCUAAAGACCAUCCUGCCCCUGUUCAUAUCCCAAUUUCUGUACCUAAAGACCCUCCUGCUCCUGCUCAGAUGCCAGUUUCUCAAUCUAAAGCCCCUCCUGCACCUACCCCUGCCCCUUGUCCUGUCACUUCUCUUCCUUCUACCCCUGCACCUUGGCCGAGUAAGGCCCCAGCCUCUGCUAAGAUGAGAGGCAGUGGACAGGCAUCAAUGGAUGGGCAACUGGCUAGUCCAAGUAGCACAGACGGCACCCAGAUCUUGCCAUCCAAAACAGAAGAACUGCAUAAUGAGUCACGGACGAGCCUCCAGGGCCCCUCCAGAGAAAGGAGGAUACCACAAGUAAAGGCAUCAGGACUUAGCAAAAUACCUGUAGUUGGAGGGGGAAGAGCAGGCAAGCUUCCUGUCCGGGACAGUCAACAUGUUGAUGAUGAAGCAAGCAGGGACCCACCUACUCCUGUGCUAGAAGAAGAGAGGCCACAUUUCAACUCACAUGAUUCAGGGAGCAAAGAUAAAAUCAGUGAUGUUGGGGCUCAUGUGCCCACCUCAAAACACACCCAGGAGGAGAGUCAGCAGCCUCCCCAGCCGAAAGUCCUCACCAGUCUACCGCGUGACUCAAAGAUCCCUGUGAAGCAUGGCGCACAGUCUCACACUGCUUCCCAAAUCCCUCAAGCUAAAGAACCCCCUCGCACCAAGAUACCCGUGUCCAAGGUUCCUGUCCGCAGGGUUGGUACUAAACCUGCAGCUGCAGGUGGCAGCACCCAGAUAAGAAAAUAAAACAGUGGACUGAAUCAAUCAACUAUACAGAUUAUGGCUUUGACUGCAACUUCUUUUCCAAUAUAAGUACAUGGCCAUCCUUUUUAAAUUCAUAUUUCUAUACUGUAAUUCUUGGCUUGUGUCUCUGUCAUCUCUUGGCUUCACUACACCAUAAGCAACAGUAACAGAGUCAAGGAGGCUGACAGCACUCAAGCACAAAACAUCUCCACAGGGAGCCAAAGCAACAAGCCUGGCUCUUUGGUGCUGAGCCAACUGGACAUGCACUCAGGAAAGGUUCGGGGUCACACCUGAACAUACAGCAGCAUUGGUAACUAAGGAUAAGCAAGAUUAAAGGUCUUCUGGGAACACAGUCACACACACAACAUGGGCGAGUGCCUUUUUAAGGGUGCUUUUCCUACAGACUCAGAAUUUGUUCAAUCUUUUCUACAGUACUUUUAACUUUUGUUACUCCCACUUUUUGUAGGAACCGUCAAAUGUUUUUGUCUUUCUUUCCAGCAAGUCUCUUUGAUAAUAACCAGUCCCUUUAAGUUUUAUUUAUGUCAGGAGCAGAACCGCAGGAGCUCUAUAAAUAAAUGCAACAACCAAAUUUACAUUCCACACCUAUCUCUGGAUGUAUGUAGCAGAAAAUGUGCCAUUAAUUUAUGCACAAGAUGUUGAACUGUACAGCGCCUGUGUGUCCUCCUGUUCAUAUGUAACAUGAUCAGAUCUCACUGUGAACUAUGGGAGAGAGGUUUUGAGGGAGGAAUGGAAAUAACUCCUUCCAGUGAAAUGGACAGUGGACAGCAGCCAUUAUGAAUGGCACUGUGGAUGUUUGAGCGAGACAGAGAAGAUGCUGCUGAGAUGAGAUCUCCAGCUCGUACACUGGCACAUCCUUAUCCUUACCCUACUUAUACUCAGAUGAGAACAAUAUCUCUGUGUAUAGUCUCAUCUAUGUUGUUCUGUUUCCUAUUUAAUCAAUAAAACAUUAUGAGUACUUUGCAAGAUGA